UCUGCGCCGCGUCAGUACAUGCGGGCUCGCCGCAGCGUGCGAACCAAAUUUUUCUGCGGGUGUACGUCUCUUUCCCGUCCACCGUACGGCUUUUACUCGUUUUCGUUGACUCGCGAUAAUUGCGUGCUAAAUUUUCGAUAAGUGGCUGGGGAAGAUUUCACACGCUUUACGCGAAUUCCUGGCAAUUUGUUGGCCAAGAUUUAAUCAGGGCUCAGAAAUAUCGAGAGAAUCAUGCCAGCGGACGCCGAACUCAGUAACCUGCUCAACAGACGGCAAAGGAUCAACGACGAACUUGAGGAGGGCAAAGAGGUGAAGAAGCAGUACAAGUUUGUAAAUGUUUACACCGAGUUUCACGAGUUGUCCCGCCGCGAGAUCAAGCAAUACGAGCAGACCUUCAACAGAUUCGACGAUGGACGCGAUGGCUAUCUCGAUCUCACCGAACUAAAACGAAUGAUGGAAGUUUUGGGUGCACCGCAAACACAUCUCGGACUCAAGGCGAUGAUCCAGGAGGUCGACGAAGAUGGUGACGGUCGCAUAUCUUUCCGUGAGUUUUUACUGAUCUAUCGUAAAGCGCGUGCCGGUGAGUUGGAACAGGAUUCCGGAUUGAGCCAGCUGGCCAGACUCACUGAAGUGGACGUCGACGAAGUUGGUGUUACCGGAGCUAAAAACUUCUUCGAAGCUAAAAUCGAGCAGCUGCGAAAGGCUUCCAAGUUCGAAGAUGAGAUUCGCAUGGAACAGGAAGAACGAAAACGAGAGGAAGAGGAAAAAGCGGCGAGGCGAGAGCAAUUUCGGCAAAAAGCCGCUAUCUUCGGCAAAUAAAAUGAAAAAUUAUGAGAGAGAGUAAAAGUAUAGCCGACUUGUCAUUAGAGAGACCGAUUGCCUUAGAUUGCUUAGAUUGAUUUCCGCUUGAUAUCGACAUCGUCAACGAACGACUGCAUAAACCAUUUAAAUGCGCUCCAAAGCAAACGUGAAAUUACGAAUUUAUCCGCGACAAUUAUUAUUAGAAGAAUUCAAAGUGAGUAAUGUAAUUUCCGGUGCUAUUAGUAUACGAAAAACGAUUUUACGUCAAUCAUUUCUAUUUUCACAAAUAAUGGAUUAUUAUUUCCAUGUGUCAAAUGAUAUUAAAAUCCCAAUUCAGCAAAAUUAUACGCUAAAUAUAACCAUUUUUUAUUUGAAGACUGCUGUGUAUGUGACAUUUAAAUGCUGAAGUCGCGUAUUUUCGAAGCAAGACAAAUAAUAAUAGCAAAAACAAUGAAUUUUUUAAAUUGUCACACAUUAUUAUUUUAUAUACGUAUGUAUAUUUAUUAUUCACACUACAAAUAAUGUGACGCAUUUAGCAUUUACUGUACUUGAAAUACGUUAUUGUUAAGAAUAUUUAAUAGCAUUUGUAUAAUCGUAUGUCAAUUUUUGUAGCUAAAUCGAAGUUUUACAAAAUUCUCGAUAUCUAUCAUUCUGCACAUAUCUAUAUUCUAUAAACGUAUUUUAAAAGCUCACAGAGUUAUUAUUUUAUGAUAAAAAUUUGUAAAAUCACAGAUGAUUGUAAUGCGCAAACUAUUUUUUCUUAGAGAGAGUAGCAGUUUUUAUGAUAAUAAUCAUAGUAUUAUUGUUGUAAAAUAGUCAAUGGUGCUAAACAAAAGUUGUUGAGGAAAAGAUGAAUUAAUAAUUAUACCAAAUGUUUAAUAUAUAAAUGUUAAUGCAAGUAGAAAACAACAGAUUCCAAUAAAUUUUAACAAGAUAUUGAAUAACUUUUUAUCGUAAAUAUUAAAAGAUGAUUAUAUUAAAAAUAAUGUUUUUCACGUAUUGAGUUUUUAACGUAUUGAACAAAAUAUAGAUUAAAGACAAUAUUGACACACAUAAAAAAUCGAUAUUGAAUUAUUCAACAAAAUGGCCUUAAAGAUUUUCGAGCCUUCGAUAAUGUAAGAUUUGUCUCGGCGCGCGCAUGUACUUUACUUUUUAUAACUUAAAUUAUUUUUAAUAAAAUUUUUGGUUACACGUUAAAUAACAUAUAUGAUAAUAUGUAUGUAGAAUAUACUAAAAUAUGUAUGAUUGUAUAUCUGUUGCGUGAA
Nylanderia fulva is the source of this 2066-nucleotide messenger RNA. It is a transcript of the gene Swip-1, whose product is annotated as EF-hand domain-containing protein D2 homolog Swip-1. Gene Ontology annotation, molecular function: calcium ion binding. NCBI's taxonomy places the organism in Eukaryota, Metazoa, Arthropoda, Insecta, Hymenoptera, Formicidae. The record is from RefSeq and is a predicted model, not a curated record.